This is a messenger RNA of Papaver somniferum (opium poppy), 1420 nucleotides long. Its product is annotated as protein FATTY ACID EXPORT 3, chloroplastic-like. The transcript is spliced from 7 exons. Lineage: Eukaryota; Viridiplantae; Streptophyta; Magnoliopsida; Ranunculales; Papaveraceae. Gene Ontology annotation, cellular component: membrane. The record is from RefSeq and is a predicted model, not a curated record. Bases 75 to 1133 code for a protein of 352 amino acids.
CCUUUUAUUUGUCUUCUUCUCUCUGCUCUCAGAGACAGAACUCAGAAGAGAAGAAGAAGAACUCAAUUCAAACCAUGAUGACUGCAACAGUUCAAAGGAGCUUCAUUUCACACCCAAACCCCAAUUCUAAACUCUCUGCUUAUUCAUUCAGAAUUCAAUCCCAAGCACAUAACAUUCCCAGAAGAAAAAGUAUUUCAGUUCCUCCUCCAAAAGGGUUUGGACGAAUUGGAGCAGUAACUCCUUUUCUCUCAUUAGAUCAUCAUCAUCAACACAGAGGGUCUAAGAACAACAACAUUGUUGUCUCAUUCUCAGCUUCCAAUCAAGAAGAAAAGAAGCCUGAUGAGAUCGACGCGGAAAAGGAGAAAAAUGAGGUUAAAGAUGGAUCUGAGGAAUCUGGAGAAGCUUCGGAGCAUAAGCAUGUUGAGAUAGAUGAGGAAAAGGAGAAGAGUGGGGUUGAAGUUGGAGCUGAAGAAUCCGAAGAAGCUUGGAAGCAUAUGCUAGAAUCAUUUAAAGAACAAGCAUUGAAAAUGCAGGACAUAUCACAAGAAGCUUAUGAGUUAUAUUCUAAAAGGGCUGCGGUUAUCUUGAAGGAGACUUCGGAGAAAUUGAAAAUUCACGCAGAAAAAUCUAGCCUUGAUUUGGGUAGAUUGGCUAAAGAUAUUAGUGUAGAAGGUAAGGAGUAUCUCUCGACGGUUGCAGAGAAAUCUCCCGAGCAGGUGAAGGAUAUUGUGGAAACUUUUGCAACCUCAAAAGCAGAUGAUUGGAAAAAUUUUGACAAAGUUCCUCAUUAUUUCCUUGGCAUUCCAUAUGGUGCAUUUCUUUGUCUCGGAGGAUUUCUUUCCUUCAUGCUAACCGGAAGCGUUUUAGGUAUUAGGUUUGGUACAAUUCUGGGUGGUGCUCUAUUGGCUUUAAGUAUAUCGAGCUUGAGAUCAUGGAAAAAAGGGCAGUCAUACACUUUGGCUUUGAAAGGGCAAGCAGUAAUUGCAGCUAUACUCUUUUUAAGGCCUCUGCGCAUGUUCUUUCAGGGCCCCUCAUUUCCAGGUUUUAUUACCACCAUCAUCAGUGGUUACAUGGUAGCUUUCUUCAUUUAUAAAAUCGUAUUGGAUGGUAAACAAAAGAAAGGUCCAGCUUGAAACAUGAGACAUGACAGUUAAUAUACUCUGCUCAUGCACCAAGGCAGGUAGAAGCGAUGGUGGAUGGAGAUUUGGACAGCCUCGAAGCUAUACCAGGGAGUUAUAAACUGACCAGAAAAAUGAAUCAAGGAUGGUCAGCUUUACAGGUUUCUUACUGUGUUUAUAUGUGCUAUUUUUUCUGUUCUUUUCUGUGAUUUACUGUACAUGUGUUGUCAGAAAACAAAAAUGUGUACAAAAAAGAAUGAAAUGGAAAAUAAAUUAUCGAAAGGAAGAGUAAUUCAGUGCCA